Molecule: messenger RNA, 2266 nt
Organism: Haliotis rufescens (red abalone)
Lineage: Eukaryota; Metazoa; Mollusca; Gastropoda; Lepetellida; Haliotidae
Exons: 5
Coding region: 289-1506 (405 amino acids)
Source: RefSeq, a predicted model, not a curated record
GUCGCUGUCAACACGUACAUAGAAAUACGCUGUGCAUUUACCAUGGAUACAAAUCAGUGUGCUUCGAUAUUGAUUGAGAAAUAGAGUACUGCUUACUCGACAAUGGUAGAAACUAAACUGGCGGUUCACGACUAACAUACAUGAAUGACCCUUAAGGAACGCAGAAACAAGAUUUUACACAUUACAGCCAACAAGAACAACGCUGGGUAAUGAUAAGAAUUCAGACGUACAUUCGCAAGCAACUUCUUCUGAGCCGAGGACCAGACCGGCGCUUUGGGCUUUGUCAUCAUGUCAAAUAUUACAGGGACGGCUUCAGAAAACUCAGACGAAGGUGGUAUCCCGGUCGUUGGCAUAGUGUUUAUCGCUGUAGCUGCUGUUACUGCCAGCGCUGUCAUUUGUGCUGUCAUCAUUAAGCGACGCAGAAGUACAUCUACCCAUGCACGUGAAACCGGAGCGUCUUCUGCGUCACAUACCGAAUCUGAUCUGCAACCUGAAAUACCGUUAUAUAUCGGGCCACCCAUACCACAGGAUGUGCAUACCGCAUCAGCUGAACUCACACACGCCGACAACAACACAAAGAUGGAGGGUUUGGACUCGGAUUUUGUACAGUCACAUUCGUCAUCUGGCGCCACUUCAAGCCUCCCUAACACUGCAAGGAUGCACGUGCCAAUUAUACACCCAGCUGACCGCUACAUAUUUAGAGAAUCAUGCAAUGUGGUUUCCUCGAUGGCGGAUGACCCGUAUUUUUCAUUCAACUCCGCUAUCUGCAUCGCUUCUUGUUGGGAUGGUAGAGGAGGGCGUCAGUCAGAUCAUGUAUUGCGUCAAUCGGGUUUAUACGCUCAGAUGCUGGAUGGUGGUAUAGCGCCAGAUAUGUACUCACCUUACGAUGGCCUGGUUCUCCGAGCAAGCCUCACUCAGUCAGAUCACUACACCUACUUACAUGCAUUGUAUCGUGUCUCGGAAGCACUGUCUAUAGUUCAGAGAGAAAGUGUCAUCUAUGACAUCCCCAACGUUCCUGGGCGGGCGUUUGAUGCAGCUGCGUCUGAACCAGACCACUACACUUACUUAGAGACAUUGUAUUGUCCAUUGACAGCACGAUCUUCAGUUCAGUCCGAAGGUGUCAUAUAUGAUAUUAUCAGCGAUCUGGGAGGUAACACCGGUAGAACAUCAGGCCAGUACACGCGCAUAUUCAACAUGCGCCGUUCUUCGGAACGUCAUACAAGACCUCUGUUUCCCAGUGGUGAGUACGCUAUUCCAUACCCGUCCUCAGGGAUAAGAUUUUCAUUCGAGAUUGACCACUUCAACACGCCUGGUUACAUGGAUCCUGUGACCAUGUCUUCAUUGACAAGCUAUUCGACCGAGGCUGACCACUACGACACGCCUAGCCAAAUAGAUCCUGUGAAUAAUUCUUCAUUGGCGAGUUAUUCAUCCGAAGCUGACCACUACGACACUCCGCGCAGAAGCAAACCACGGAGCUCAUGUCGAGCCACAUAUGGAAGCGAGUGAGGCAUGAAACUGACAGCCAGUUUAUUCCACUGCAAUUGUUUCACUGUGAGGUAACUGGGAUUAUAUCGGACCAGCUGCCAAACCGUCUCCAGUUUCUUGACAAACGUGAUACAAGCGCACAAUGUGAUAUCUUUGUGGAGUGCAAGCGUAUCCAGUGGUUAACGUGUCCGCUCUUCACCCAGAACGUCCGGGGUUCGAUUCCGUGUAUCCGGGUUCAUUGUGUGAAUCCUAUUUCUAGUGUCACCCGCCAGGGGAUUGUUUGAGGGGGGGAAUAUUCACCCACUCGUAUACUGUUAUAGUUAACAAAAGGUCGUUCUGACGUGACCUGUCAUUGGAUGUCUUCAGCGGUAGCGAGAACUUGUAUCUGAUUUUAAUGAGCAUGUGGUAAUCGAAACAUGUGAUUAAUCAUGUUUUGUUUAUUUAAAGCAUUAAUUGUUGAUUGUUAGCAAGGUUAUCUCUGCAACGGUUGUAAUAUGCGGCUACCAGCCGACCCGUCUCGCAUCAAAACACGGAAUAUGUACUCGCGGACAGAUGACUGAUUAACGAGACUGAUUAAUGAGUGAUUUCGGUAAUUCCUUCCAAAUUAGGUGUGUCGGAGCGCGAGACUGUCGGAUUAACGGGUCUAAAUAGCACUGAUUUAAUCGGUUCUCAUCAUCAGUAUUGGAUAAAGCCGAUUGUCGGAUUAACGAGUGCCGGAUUAACGAGACUUGACUAUGUAUGUACAUCAUGAAUAAAAGUGUUGUAAGUUGUAAUGUUCUUA